Molecule: messenger RNA, 1560 nt
Organism: Protopterus annectens (West African lungfish)
Lineage: Eukaryota; Metazoa; Chordata; Ceratodontiformes; Protopteridae
Gene: QTRT1
Product: queuine tRNA-ribosyltransferase catalytic subunit 1
Exons: 9
Coding region: 40-1248 (402 amino acids)
Cellular component (GO): cytosol
Molecular function (GO): tRNA-guanosine(34) queuine transglycosylase activity
Source: RefSeq, a predicted model, not a curated record
CCCCGUUACUAGUUACAAAAGUUGCAUCCUGUUACCGGCAUGGCAUCUGUGAGUGGAACAAUAAUGCCAGUUGCCGCCCCACUAACUCUUCGUAUAGUAGCCGAGUGUACGGUUAGCAAGGCACGGGCAUGUGAUCUUGUGUUACCGCAUGGCAGUGUUACUACACCGGUUUUUAUGCCGGUAGGGACACAGGGCACUUUGAAGGGAAUCACGACACAGCAGCUGGAGAGUCUGGGUUGUCACAUUUGCUUAGGGAACACUUACCACCUGGGGACUAGACCAGGUCCUGAGCUAAUCAAGAAAGCGAAUGGCCUUCAUGGUUUUAUGAACUGGAAGCGUAAUUUACUUACAGACAGUGGUGGUUUCCAGAUGGUAUCAUUAGUUGAAUUGUCUGAGGUGACAGAGGAGGGUGUCCGGUUUCAAUCCCCAUAUGAUAAAAAGGAAAUCUUACUAACGCCAGAGAAAUCUAUUGAAAUACAGAAUGCACUAGGUUCGGACAUUAUGAUGCAACUGGACGAUGUUGUCAGUAGUACGAUUUCAGGACCACGAGUAGAAGACGCCAUGCUUCGCUCAGUUCGCUGGCUUGACCGCUGUAUUGCUGCAAACAAGAAUCCUGAUAAGCAAAAUCUGUUUGCUAUAAUUCAGGGAGGGCUUGAUUCUGAGCUACGGAAAAAGUGCCUUGAAGAAAUGACCAAACGAGAUGUGCCAGGCUUUGCUAUAGGGGGUCUUAGUGGUGGAGAAGAAAAGGACCAGUUUUGGAGAAUGGUGACACUAAGCACAGACUACUUGCCUCGAGAAAAACCUCGCUACCUCAUGGGUGUAGGAUAUGCAACAGACCUGGUGGUGUGUGUAGCUCUAGGAUGCGAUAUGUUUGACUGCGUUUUCCCAACUCGUACAGCAAGGUUUGGAUCUGCCUUGGUCCCCUGGGGUUCUCUGCAGCUUAAGAACAAGCAGUAUGAGAAGGACUUCAAGCCUAUAGAUGAGAAAUGUGACUGCCCCACGUGUAAAAGGUGCACACGCGCGUAUCUUCAUGCAUUGUUUAAGACUGACACUGCUGCUCUUCAUUACAUAACGAUUCAUAACAUUGCCUACCAGCUGAAUUUGAUGAACUCAGUACGUGCAAGUAUUAUCUCACAGAACUUCCCUCAGUUUGUUCAGCAAUUCAUGAAGACCAUGUACAUCCGAAUUGAGGACUACCCAAAGUGGGCAGUGGAUGCUUUGGAAUCUGUCAGCAUAAAACUAGAAUGACACUGGAUUGUGUUGGGUGUUUGAGAUUGCAUAUAGCUGUGUGGUGAGAGAGGACUCUGCAGGAUUGGGGGGUGGUAUGAUAUAAGAAUUCUGGAAUGUCUGAGCAACCACUGUCUGAACACCAUGAAACUAAUUGUGAAGAAAUACUGUUUAGUUGAAGAGCAAAUACAGUGUGUGCCUUUCAGAAGUCUCCAAUUGCAGUUGCAAAUCUGUUACCAUAGGUUCAUAGGUUGGUACUAGGCUAUCGGCCCUAGGGCCUAUACAAGCCUAGCCAUAACAAUUCCCUGGCUAUUUCUUCCCACAGUAUUUACU